AAAACAUGCAAUCGUGCUGCGUGCUGGUUGGUGUUUAAAAUGGUUUUUAUUCAAAGUUUUCUGCUGAAAUCAUUUAAAAAGCCUUUAAGAUACUCCCUUAGAGGACGAUUUCUUGACACACUGCGACUCACGGUGAAAGGUGGACACGGUGGAAACGGCUUACCAAAGUACGGUGGUGCCGGCGGACAGGGCGGAGCGGUCUAUUUCGUGGCAAAGGAUGGCACCUCAUUACGCGACGUGGUAGCAAAGUUCUCCAACAAACGAAUCGUUGCGGGGAACGGGGAGGAAAGCUCAAAGGCUCGAAUUCUAGGACGAAGAGGCACGGAUCAACGGGUAGAGGUCCCCCUCGGUAUCCGUGUGCUGGACGAUUUGGAGGGCACGGUCGUUGGUGAGCUGGAUGAGGAAGGAAAGAGUUGUCUUGCAGCUGGUGGAGGUAGUGGUGGUUGCUCUGGAAACUCGUUUCUCGGCAAAGCAGGCCAACUCCGAACGUUAACGCUCGAUCUGAAGUUGAUUGCCGAUGUGGGAUUGGUUGGGUUCCCCAACGCCGGCAAAAGCACACUGGUGAAGGCGGUAUCACGUGCGUCGCCGAAAAUCGCUUCCUAUCCUUUUACUACAAUACGACCACAGAUUGCCACGAUCGAGUAUGAAGAUUACCGGCAGAUAACGAUAGCCGAUUUACCGGGAUUGAUCGAGGGUGCUCACGCCAACUACGGCAUGGGACACAAGUUUCUGAAGCAUGUCGAGCGGACACGGCUCCUGCUUAUCAUCGUGGAUGUGUUCGGUUUCCAGCUUAGUCCAAGGCAUCAGACACGCAAUUGCCUUGAAACGAUUUAUGCGCUCAACAAAGAGCUGGAGCUGUACGAUGAGACGCUGCUGGACAAACCGUGUGCACUGGUGAUCAACAAGAUGGAUCAGCAGGGCGCAAUCGAAGAGAUCUGCAAAUACGACCGAUACUUUCAGUCACUUGAAGAUGGCCUGGACCUAUGUCCCGAAGAGCUGAAACCAAGCAAGCUGCUUACGAUCGACAGCGUGAUCCCCAUUUCGGCGAGAAGCAUGACGGAAGUGGAGAAGGUGAAGCAGGAGGUACGCACCAUUCUCGAUCUGAAGGCAGAGGAAGAACAGCAACGGAUAGAAAACUCUGACCGAGAGGCGAACCUUCGCGAAAAACUACACGAACGGGGACCAAAAGUGGUGUAAAGGAUGCCUUCGUCAUAGUUUGCCAAUAGUGAGGAUGUAAAUAAAUUACCAUACAAUGUAUUAUUA
Anopheles aquasalis is the source of this 1263-nucleotide messenger RNA. RefSeq names its product GTP-binding protein 10 homolog. Gene Ontology annotation, molecular function: GTP binding; GTPase activity; magnesium ion binding. NCBI's taxonomy places the organism in Eukaryota, Metazoa, Arthropoda, Insecta, Diptera, Culicidae. The record is from RefSeq and is a predicted model, not a curated record. Gene Ontology annotation, cellular component: mitochondrion.